Molecule: messenger RNA, 2480 nt
Organism: Acipenser ruthenus (sterlet)
Lineage: Eukaryota; Metazoa; Chordata; Actinopteri; Acipenseriformes; Acipenseridae
Product: ras-related protein Rab-26-like
Exons: 9
Coding region: 307-1062 (251 amino acids)
Cellular component (GO): endosome; Golgi apparatus
Molecular function (GO): GTPase activity; GTP binding
Source: RefSeq, a predicted model, not a curated record
UUUUCAUUAUCAACAGAGAGAGCGAGAGGGAGAGCGAGGUGACCAAAGGAUACAGAAAAAAAAAAGUGGUAGGGGAUAAAAAGAUGAUAACAACAGCAUCGACAGUCAUGAUGCCACAUUAAGAUGAAUACAACUUGUUUUUUAUAUACCUUAAUCUAAAACCGUGCAGUUAUUUCUGGAGUGGGUAUAAGAUUGUAUAUACCAUACUUUCUUUUGUAUUUUAUUUAUUUAUUUUUCGUUUACAUCCCGUGAGCUGCCGCUGAGACAACACAGUACAACACAUCAAAGCAUUUUUUAUGUAAGAAAAUGUCCAGGAAAAAGACAGUCAAAAGCAAAAAUAACACCACCCCAACAGCUACUUUGCAUUGUAAAGAGAAUGGGACGUCUGGAAAGGGUACGGGGUCUGAGAUGCCACUAAACAGUGUGGUGCAUCCGAGCAGACCCUCUCUGAGCAACAGCAGCGAGUUUUAUGACAUUGCAUUUAAGGUGAUGCUGGUUGGAGAUUCUGGAGUUGGGAAGACCUGCUUGCUGGUGCGUUUUAAAGAUGGAGCUUUUCUUGCUGGGAGCUUUAUUUCCACAGUUGGAAUAGACUUCAGGAAUAAAGUAUUGAACGUGGAUGGAGUGAAAGUCAAGCUGCAGAUAUGGGAUACUGCUGGACAGGAAAGAUUUCGAAGCGUUACCCAUGCCUACUACAGGGAUGCGCAUGCACUGCUGCUGUUCUACGAUGUAACCAACAAAACUUCUUUCGACAACAUCCAAGCAUGGCUGACAGAAAUCUAUGAAUAUGCACAGCAGGAUGUGGUGCUCAUGCUACUGGGUAAUAAGGCCGAUGCCACCCACGAGAGGGUUGUGAAGAGAGAGGAAGGAGAAAAGCUAGCCAAGGAGUUUGGAGUGCCGUUUAUGGAGACAAGUGCCAAGACUGGCAUGAACGUUGAGUUGGCGUUCAUGGCCAUCGCAAAGGAGCUGAAACACAGAUCAAUGAAGAUGCCAAACGAGGCCGGAUUCAAACUGCAUGAGUAUGUGAAUAAGGAGAUGAAGAGUUCUGGCUGCUGCAAGUCUUAAUCCUUUAGCUCUCACUGCUGAUGUGUUUGCAAGCCCAGCCAGACACUGAGAGAGGGGAAACACGCCCGGGCGGAACCGUUUAGAUUCUUUCAAUGUUAUAAAGAUGUUCUCUCAGUGGAAUGUCUGUGCAUGUCCGUACCGUGUGUCUGUACCGUGGACAAUAUUUAAGAUAUGUCUUUAAGGACGUCAAAACUAUAGUUUUAAAGCUAAGAGGCUGCCAACCACCCUAAUUACAUUUUCCUUGAAUACUACCUCCCACCCCCCACCACACAUGGUUAACCUUGAGGCAUCACAAGCCAGAGAGCCAGCUUUAGUGAUCACCAACCUACACUCUUUGCAUUUAUAUUAGACAACUAGCUCAUUCUGUGCCAAUAGUGACAUUGUGCUUUUAAACAGGGAUGUAGAAAUGUUCUCACACGCAUUGCAUGUUUUACAGAAUCAUCUCCUUCUGAGCAAUUUAUUUUAAAGUAGGAAAAAUUGACUUUGAAUUGGGUGCAAUGUAGCAUUCAUAGCACCUUCACAGACAAGUGAAGUCCUUCAUCAUUGGAGGAACUUUUUUGAAGUCAAUUUCAGCAUUCUCACUCCGUAAAGAGAGGAAACAGUAAUGCGUUUUAAUCUGGGAAACGUAUUCCCAGAUCUCGCUCCAAUUAUUCUCAUUGGAUGGUCUGACCCUGGCAUCUCUGCCCUCAUAAAUGUUACAUAACACUGUAUAAACAUUCUGGAUCCCUUUGAAAACCUGCACAUGAUGCUUACAAGUAAAAUUGUUCCAUGUCAAAUGUAUUGCAAUUGAAAAUACUGAAUUGUCUCUUAGCAAUGAACACUUGUAUUGUAAUUGAGCUCUGUUAUGUAUUUUGUAGUAUUAUUAUAGUUAAAAAAAAUGUAAAGACAACACAUUUGAUAAAUGUUAUUGAUCAUUAUGGGUCGGUUCUGAAGAAUUCUGAACGAUUUUGAACAUAUGUAGCCUUUCUGGAGGUGUUAUUUGCAACACAUUUUUUCAACCUGAAUACAUUACUAAUAUACAGUAAAUUGCAACACUAUAUUUUGCUUUUGGUCUGUUCUGUUGCUCAACAGUUAACAUGAGCUGGAUAACCACGUCAGAGAAGUGCUUAUACCUUCAAAACUAUGAUUCCUUCGUCCUUCGUACAUUGUAACAGUGUUGCACAGAAACGUAAUACAAAAAAACAAACAAAAUGAUUUGAUAUUUUGCUUUGGCUUAGCCAUGCGGUUUUUAGUCCUUGAUUAAAAAAAAAAAUUGUUUUGCUGCUUACAUUAUUUUAUUCUACAUAUGAAAUCUUUGUAGUAAUGGAGGGUACUUUUUUAAAUGUAUUUCUUAGAAAGAUUGUAAAUGGAGUCAAUUUGUUUGUUGUAAAUCUGCUUAAUAAUGUAUCUUUAAGUUCUGAAUAAAGGGAUCCACCAAU